Messenger RNA from Eurypyga helias (sunbittern), 1635 nucleotides. RefSeq names its product kinesin-like protein KIF27. NCBI's taxonomy places the organism in Eukaryota, Metazoa, Chordata, Aves, Eurypygiformes, Eurypygidae. Gene Ontology annotation, molecular function: microtubule motor activity; microtubule binding; ATP binding. The transcript is spliced from 4 exons. The record is from RefSeq and is a predicted model, not a curated record. Bases 1 to 1635 code for a protein of 544 amino acids. Gene Ontology annotation, biological process: mitotic spindle organization; microtubule-based movement.
AUGGAGUCUGGCAUGGAGGAGAUCCCAGUUAAAGUUGCAGUUCGAAUCAGACCUCUGCUUUCCAAAGAAAUACUUCAUAACCACCAAGUGUGUGUGAGAUUAGUCCCAAAUACACAACAAAUUAUCAUUGGCAAAGACCAUGUCUUCACUUUUGAUUUUGUAUUUGGCAAAAACUCAACCCAAGAAGAAGUUUAUACUGUUUGCAUUAAGCCUCUUCUAGUGUCUUUGACAGAGGGAUACAAUGCCACAGUGUUUGCAUAUGGACAGACAGGUUCUGGGAAGACUUACACCAUCGGAGGUGGCCACAUUGCAUCAGUUGCAGAGGAUGAAAAGGGCAUAAUCCCACGUGCUAUUCAGGAAUUAUUCCAGCAUAUUUCUGAAAACUGUAACAUUGAAUUCCAUGUGAAAGUGUCUUACAUAGAGCUUUACAAGGAAGAACUUAGAGAUUUAUUGGAGUUGAAGACCUCUGUGAAGGAAUUACAUAUCCGAGAAGAUGAAAAGGGUAAUACAGUGAUUGUCGGAGCUAAGGAAUUCCAAGUAGAAUGUGCAGAUGAAGUGAUAAGCCUGUUGGAAAGUGGCAAUGCAGCUCGUCACACAGGCACAACACAAAUGAAUGAGUACUCUAGUCGAUCUCAUGCCAUUUUUACGAUCAGUAUUUGUCAGAAACAAUCUGCAGAAUCUCAAAAAAAUACUGAUGCUGCACAGGAUUCAUCUUGGAAAUCAGUCCAGGUGAUUGCUUCAAAGUUUCAUUUCGUGGAUUUGGCAGGAUCAGAGAGGGUGACAAAGACUGGAAAUACUGGCGAGCGCUUCAAAGAAUCGAUUCAGAUCAACAGUGGUCUGUUUGCCUUGGGAAAUGUCAUCAGUGCCCUUGGAGACCCAAAAAGGAAAAGUGUACAUAUUCCAUACAGAGAUGCUAAAAUCACUCGUAUUCUGAAAGACUCCCUUGGCGGAAACGCCAAGACUGUCAUGAUAACGUGCAUCAGUCCAUCCUCAUCAGACUUUGAUGAAUCUUUAAAUUCCCUCAAGUAUGCCAACAGAGCAAAAAACAUUAGAAAUAAACCAGCUGUAAAUUACAACCCUGAUCAAGACCGGAUUGAUGAAAUGGAACUCGAAAUCAGAUUGCUUCGAGAAGCCUUGCAGAACCAGCAGGUCAGUAAUCAGUGUUCACACGACUUAAAUCAAGACAGAACUCGUAUCAAUUCACUUGAGGAGCAGCUCACCCGUCUUCAGGUUCAAUGUUUCAGUUACAGAAAUUGUGUAGAUGAAGCCUUCCCAUUUCUGGUUGAUUUGCAUGAGGAUGUUAGCUUAAAAAGAAGUCAGCGGGACAGGCUGCAGAGCUGGAUCACUAUGGUUCAGGAAGUAAGGAAGGAAGCUGUCACCAUGCAGGAAACUGACACAGGGACAGGGACCAGCCAAGAGCCACAUCACAUUACGAUUCUUCAGCUGAAGAGGGAACUAAAGAAAUGCCAGAGAUGCAAGAGGAUUCUGCGAUCUAAGAUCCCACAAAUGGGCAUUCAGAAGGUGUCUUGCUGUGAGGUCACACAGAUGGAUGCUAAACUACAGACCGAAUCCCCAGCUGUAAUAGUUGCUCCUGUGGUCAACGAGGAAGAGUGGAAGCAGAGGCCAACUCAGUAA